Cavia porcellus (domestic guinea pig) is the source of this 896-nucleotide messenger RNA. RefSeq names its product deleted in primary ciliary dyskinesia homolog (mouse) (gene Dpcd). Lineage: Eukaryota; Metazoa; Chordata; Mammalia; Rodentia; Caviidae. The coding region runs from base 211 to 717 and encodes 168 amino acids. The record is from RefSeq and is a predicted model, not a curated record. The transcript is spliced from 7 exons.
CUAGUGAAGAUGGCGGUGACUGGUUGGUUGGAAAGUCUGCGGGCUGCAGAGAAGACAGCGUUGCUGCAGGACGCCCCCAGCUGGUAACCACCAUUCUUCAUCUGUAUCUGUGAAUUUGACUUCCUCGGAACCUGAUGUAAAAGCGUGAAGGUGGAACUCAUAACAUACGGAAGAAGAAAGGUGCAUUACUUGUUCCCAGACGGGAAGGAAAUGGCUGAAGAAUACGACGAGAAGACGAGCGAACUGCUCGUGAGAAAGUGGCGUGUAAGAAGUGCCCUGGGAGUCUUGGGCCAGUGGCAGCUCGAAGUGGGAGAGCCAGCGGCCCCUGGAGCAGGGAGCCUGAGCCCUGAGCUCAUCAAGGAGAGCAGUGCCAAUCCUAUCUUCAUGCGCAAGGAUACCAAGAGGACCUUCCAGUGGCGCAUCCGGAACCUCCCCUACCCCAAGGAUGUCUACAGCGUCUGUGUGGCCCCAGAGGAGCGCUGCAUCAUCGUCAGGACAGCUAACAAGAAGUACUACAAGAAGUUCUCCGUUCCUGACCUAGACAGACACCAGCUGCCCCUGGAUGACUCCUUGCUGAGCUUUGCUCAUGCCAACUGCACCCUAAUCAUCUCUUAUCAGAAGCCAAAGGAGAUCUUGGUAGCCGAGUCAGAGCUACAGAAGGAGCUGAAGAAGGUCAAGACUGCACACAGCAGUGAUGGAGACUGCAAGACUCAGUAGCCGGUCCUACUUACACCUCCGGGGUGGGGGAGUCUACAGCACUCUCUGGCCUGGCCCUGCUGGCAUGUGGCAGCCUCCUAUCUCCCUGGAGCCAUCCGGAGCUGUGAGACCUGGCCCAGGAGCACCAGUGCCCCAUUCCCCGUUUCACUUCCCGAGUAAAGUCUUUUUUAGUUACUGCA